Molecule: messenger RNA, 2253 nt
Organism: Cutaneotrichosporon cavernicola
Lineage: Eukaryota; Fungi; Basidiomycota; Tremellomycetes; Trichosporonales; Trichosporonaceae
Exons: 7
Coding region: 1-2253 (750 amino acids)
Biological process (GO): intracellular signal transduction; protein phosphorylation
Cellular component (GO): cytoplasm; nucleus
Molecular function (GO): MAP kinase activity; ATP binding
Source: RefSeq, a predicted model, not a curated record
AUGAGCAGCGGAGACACGACCGGUGUGGCAGGGCGCACCACCGCUCCUCCUUCCCGGGCCAGGUCUCCACCCGCUCCACCCGUAACGCACACGCACACGCACCAGCGUAACGAGUCGGUCACAUCGGCCAUGACGGCAGCAACCCCUCAGACCGGCGCCAGCCGCCUCGCUGCUGCUGCAGCGGCGAGCUCGAAACGCAGGGAAGGGCGCGAGCUCAAGUACGGCGAGGACGAGCAUCCUCUGUCCGAGUCAAGCCUUGCUGCUCGGGGCUAUCACACACUUCCGGCCAUGCAGCAUUUGUUCCAUGUGCCUAAUCGCUGGCGCCUGUUACGCGCCCUGGGCCAAGGAGCCUACGGCCUAGUUGUCUCCGUUCAGGACACGCUUAGCGGCGAGCCCGUUGCAGUCAAGUGCAUCACUCGUGUGUUUGACAAGCCCAUCUUAGCCCGGCGCGCUCUGCGUGAGAUUACUCUGCUGCGCCACUUUGGGGAGCAUGAGAACUUGACGGGGCUUAUCGACCUCGACAAUGUGUGGGAUGGUUACAACGAAAUAUAUCUCUACAUGGAGCCCAUGGAGGCAGACCUGCACCAGAUUGUACGGUCUGGCCAACCGCUCUCUAAUCUACACAUCCAGUUCUUCCUCUACCAGUUACUUCGCGGCAUGAAGUACAUCCACUCGGCCAACGUCAUCCACCGCGACCUCAAGCCCGGAAACUUACUCGUCAACUCGGACUGCGAACUCAAGAUCUGCGACUUUGGACUUGCCCGUGGCUUCAAGCCAGUUGGCGAGGGAGUCCACGAGCUUCGUCUCACCGAGUACGUGGCAACGCGUUGGUACCGUGCACCCGAGAUUAUGCUCUCAAAUCGCCGCUACACGACUGCGAUUGACGUUUGGUCCAUCGGAUGUAUUUUGGCGGAACUCCUGGGCGGGAAGCCUGUCUUUAAGGGCAAGGACUACGUCGACCAGCUCAACCUCAUCCUAGGUGUGCUUGGUACGCCCGAUGACGAGACGCUCAAGCGCAUGAGCUCGGACAAGGCGCGUGCAUAUGUCAAGACUCUUCCUUUCAAUCCACGUGUGGCACUCGAGGACGUCUUCCCUGAUGCGGAACACGAUGCUGUCGACCUGCUUGGCAAGCUCCUCGCCUUUGAUCCCGACGAGCGGAUAGACGUCACCACUGCGCUCCAGCACCCUUACGUCGGAACUUACCACGACCCCGCCGACGAGCCAUCGUGUGCUGCCGUGUUCAACAAAUGGGAGGAGGUUGAGGGUCUCCAGACCGUCGAGGAACUGCGCGAGGCCAUCACCCGCGAAAUCUCCGAGUAUCGUGCGGAAGUCCGCGGUCUCGCGGAGCUCGCCGACGGGUUUGACGACGAAUACGAGUACGACGAGGACGAGUUCGAGGCCGACGGCGAGCAGUACGAGGAGGAAGAAGAAGAAGACGAGGACGAGGACGAGGGCGAGGAGCUCGUGCAGGAACCCGAGAGAGAUGAGUCCGGGGAGACCGUUGUGGAACCACAAACACGGUUCGUCGACAACCAGCGGGGCGACCUGGGGGUCCAGCCCACACGGUCGCUGAGUGCUUCGCCCCGUGUUCGUCGCGUCACUCUUCCGAGCCAGAGGCGAACGAGUCGCCGGGACGAGUCUCCCGCGACGCCCGUCACGAACGUCUCAGAGGAGUCGUUCGGGCACACGCCAGGCGCGGUCCCAGUCCGUCCAGCGCAUCCGCGCCGCUCGUCCAGUCAGUCAGUGACGCACCGGCGCUCCAUGAGCUUCCUCUUCGGCGGUGUGGGCGGCAUGACCUCGCUCUCAAUGUCGUCGACGAAGGGUGCAACUGGAGGCGAGGCUGCAGACGGCACAGCGGUCUCGAGCGCAGAGUACACGGGCAGCAGUAUGGUCGGGCGGCGAAGCCGUGCGCCAAGCGGCACAGUUGACGCGCUCCGCCCGCUCAUCAGACAGCUUAGCGCGACCAACCUGGCCGAGAUGCGGAUCAACACAGACGACCAACAACAGCACUCGGACAAGUCGCCGCGGCCAGGCAUGAUAACGUCGCGGCGCAGCUCGCGUGGCUCGCGCUCGUCACGCUCGAGGCGACCGUCGAGCGUGUGCCUCGCGACGGAGACAGAGUCGUGGCGCGAGGAAGGCAAGGACGGGCACGAGCACGCUACGGAGGACGCCGCCGCCGACGAGGACGCGACGGAGCAGCCGCCACCCACCGAGGACACGACUGUCGGGGAGGGGGAGCAUGACACUAAUUGA